Messenger RNA from Morone saxatilis (striped sea-bass), 497 nucleotides. RefSeq names its product fibulin-7-like. Lineage: Eukaryota; Metazoa; Chordata; Actinopteri; Moronidae. The record is from RefSeq and is a predicted model, not a curated record. Gene Ontology annotation, molecular function: serine-type endopeptidase activity. Gene Ontology annotation, biological process: complement activation. Gene Ontology annotation, cellular component: extracellular region.
GCAGAAGGAGAAGAGGUGAUUUAGUUCUGGAGAAGCAGCGGAGGAGUCAAACAGAGCUUCAUCAGGAGCAGGUCUAAUGAGGAAGAGGAUGGAGGUUUUGUUCAAGAUGAAGACUGCUGGGGUGCUUUUGUUGACGCUGUGUCUUCAUCAGAUUUACUUUUCUUCCGCUCAGGAGUGUCCAUCCACCCACAACCUGGUGAACUCGCUGCGGCAGGUGGAGAAGAUGUUGGCGGUCCAUGAGGCGUCUUACCAGCAGGGCCUGCGCUCACUCAGGAAGAAGAUUAGCGCUCUGCACAACAGCACCAUGGCCAUCUUUAAGACCGGUGCAUCCUGCCCCAAACCAGAGCCCCCCACUCACGGCCGCAGACUGGGCCGGGUGUUUGGCAUCGGACACGAGGUCCACUUCCUGUGUAAGCCUAACUACGAGCUCAUUGGCCCACGGACCCGAGUCUGUCUGGAGUCUCUGAAGUGGAGCGGCCAGCAGCCAAUGUGCCGAC